Messenger RNA from Cucurbita moschata (crookneck pumpkin), 616 nucleotides. Its product is annotated as MLP-like protein 43. The transcript is spliced from 2 exons. The coding region runs from base 11 to 478 and encodes 155 amino acids. Lineage: Eukaryota; Viridiplantae; Streptophyta; Magnoliopsida; Cucurbitales; Cucurbitaceae. Gene Ontology annotation, biological process: defense response. The record is from RefSeq and is a predicted model, not a curated record.
UCAAAACACCAUGGGUCGCUUUGGAAAGCUUGAAACCGAUGUACAUAUCAGAGCUCCAGCUUCAAAGUUGCAUGAAAUAUAUCACGAAAGAACUCACCAUAUCUCCAAUGUCUCUACCGACAAAGUGCACGGUGUCGACCUACUCAAAGGCGAAUGGGGUGAAGUUGGCUCCAUCAUCUGCUGGAGAUAUUUUCAGGAUGGGAAGGCUAGGAUAGCAAAGGAGAAAAUCGAAGCAGUCGACAAAGAGAACAAUUUGAUCACUUUCACCGUGAUCGAGGGAGACCUUAUGGAGAAAUACAAGAGUUUCAAAUUUAAGAUGCAAUUCAUUCCAAAGGAGAAGGGAAGUGUGAUUCAUUGGGUUUUAGAAUAUGAAAAGCUGCAUGAUGACAUUCCUGAUUCACAUACUAUGCUUCAACUUUGUGUUGAUGUCGCUAAAGACAUUGAUGCUCACCUUAUGGAAGGCAGUGAAGAGCCCUAGCCAUAUUGCUGCACUCAGUUAUGGGGUUCCUUGCGUAUAAAUAAUUUGGCUUUUACUAUGCUAAUUUGCCAAUUAUCUAUGUAUGAUUCCAUUUACAUAAGGCAUAUGUAUGUGUGUUAUGUUUGGGUCCUGUUCUAU